AUGAAAUUAAAUCUUUAUGUACUGACUCCUAAACGAAUUAUUUGGGAUUGUGAAGUGAAAGAAAUCAUUUUAUCUACUAAUAGUGGCCAAAUUGGUGUAUUACCAAACCACGCCCCCAUUAACACAGCUGUAGAUAUGGGUCCUUUGAGAAUACGCCUCCUGAACGACCAAUGGUUAACGGCGGUUCUGUGGAGUGGUUUUGCAAGAAUAGUUAAUAAUGAGAUCAUCAUUUUAGGAAAUGAUGCAGAACUGGGUAGUGACAUUGAUCCAGAAGAAGCUCAACAGGCACUUGAAAUAGCCGAAGCUAACUUGAGUAAAGCUGAAGGUACGAAAGAAUUGGUUGAAGCGAAGCUAGCUCUCAGACGAGCUAGGAUACGAGUCGAGGCUGUCAAUUGGAUUCCCCCAUCCAAUUGA
Messenger RNA from Zea mays, 414 nucleotides. The record is from the annotation of a RefSeq genome assembly. NCBI's taxonomy places the organism in Eukaryota, Viridiplantae, Streptophyta, Magnoliopsida, Poales, Poaceae.